Messenger RNA from Caenorhabditis auriculariae, 7421 nucleotides. The record is from the annotation of a GenBank genome assembly. Lineage: Eukaryota; Metazoa; Nematoda; Chromadorea; Rhabditida; Rhabditidae.
AUGAGCUACUUUGUGCAUCACUAUGUCAUCUUGGUUGGUGCUGUUUUUAAAAUGCGAACAUUUGACUGGGGAAAUGGUUUUAUAAGGUUUUUUCUAUAUUUUCGGGUCAAGAAUCAGAAGAAAUUUCGGGCCAAACAGAAGUCAUAGAUUUUUGAAAAAGUGCCUUAAGAAGCUUUUAAAAUGCGACCGUUUGUAUUUAAAUUUUGAAAGUCUUAGUUUAGAGCUUGAAAUUCUUUAUCUGAAAAAAGGCCUAAAAAGCCUGGAAAAUGCGCUCUGGCGAACUUUCCUACUAAUUUUUCGAAAAGCGCUUUCAAAAAAUAGUACAAGGAGACUCGAAAUCCAGUUUUUGAGCUAAAAAAUCGCAUUUUUCGCUAAAAAUUGAAAAAACCAUAAAAACGUUACCAAAGCGAAAUUUUAAAAAAAUCCAUCGAAAUUUUUGGAAAAUUUUAAAGUUAUUGCAAAGCUAGACGACUGGGAAAGAUUUAAUCUCAAAACACUAAUUUUUGAGUCAGAUUUUCAAAGAAGCCUCAAAAACUUAAAAUCCCAAAAAAACCAUAAAAAGGUGGUCUUUUGCGCUCUAUUGAUAAAAACACUUUUUUUUUGUUAUUUUCAAAUUUUUGCGUCAAAAAUUAGAAUGUUCUUCACAACAAAGAAGCUAUCAAUUCUCAAAAAAGUGCUGUAGGAAGAUUUUAAAAUGAGAACGUCCUUUUUUUUUCUGAAUGUGGAAGUCUUGUUAUUGAAAGCUGGACGACUGGAGAAGAGAUUCCGUUUCAAAAACCCAAUUUUUGAGUUUGAAUUUUUGAAGAAAAUGAUGACAGAAAAAAGCCAUCAAAAGGUGGUCUUUCGCGCUCUAUUGAUAAAAAUCUUCUUUUUUUCAGGCUUUUUGAUGAAUUUUCGUUCAGAUGCACGGUGUAGCAAUGGACCACCCACCCAUACUGAUUGUUAUGGAGUUCUGCCCCGGCGGGAAUCUCGAGAGGCACCUUGUCGAUCAGAGAGACCGGAUUGAGACUGGGGAACGCAUGGUAUAUAUAAUGGAGGUUCGUUUCGUUUUACAUGGAUCAAUGGAUCAAGGCGUCCUUGAAGCGAUUUUCUGAUUUCUAGGGCAGUGCGUCCGACCAGAAACUCCUUGCGCGUAUCUUUCGAAAAUUGCAGCCAAACAGUCGAAAUAUGCGAAAAAAACAACUUUGUUCCAAAUAAUAUUUAGUUUACUCAUGAAAAUCUUCUUAUUGCUCAUAUUAGCUCAUGAUUGCAGGCGGCCAGAGGCAUGCGUUAUCUCCACUCCAGGCAAUGCGUUCAUCGCGAUUUGGCGGCGCGAAACUGUCUCAUCUCGGCUCAAGGUUCAACUUUUGAUCAUCUUAUUAAAGUAAAGAGUUUCGAAUCUUCAUCAGUUAUUCUGGGAAAAUUUUUUAGUCGACCCUUUAGGGUUUUGACGUUUUAGUGGCCACUAUAGUAGUCGAAUUAGUAGGGGUUAAAACUUAGUGGCCACUCUAGAGGUCUAAGUGCUAUAACCAGACCACUAAAAAUUUUAGUGGCCACUCUAGGGGUCAAUGGAUCAAAAUAACUGGUCCAAUCUGUUUGUUUUGAAAUUAUCAGAGUUACUGAAAGGAAUACUGGAUGAAAAACUACUGAAGUAGUCACUAAAACGGGAAUUAGUGACCACUUUAGUUUUCUCUCCAAGUGGUCCUUGGCGAGCCUCCAUAGUGGGCACUAAAAAUUUUCCCAGUUUGAAAUUUCUGAUCUUUAGCCAAUUUUCUAGGUUAUUUUUAAAAUUCGGUUUCCAGCCUACCUCUUGUUUUCCCAGUUAAAAAUUUCAGAUCUUUUGAAAAUGGAGGAUCGACUUCUAUAUUCCCACUGUUUCCGUACUUUUUGAGCUGUAUCCUUCUAAAUCUUCUAGCCGAUUUUUGAUUUUUGAGGCAUUUUCAAGCUAGAACUUGGUUUCACCUUUAAAUUAAAAACACUUUUCGAACCCCUCCAGGCAACCCUUCAAUUCUCUUUUCCGGAAAUUCUUAAUUUUUUCCAGAAAAGUCACUUUGAGUUUGUCAAAUCAACCCUUUUUUACCUUUAAACUAUCCCGAGAAAAUCCCAGACCUCUCAAAAAACAUAAAAAACUUCCAGCCCAAAUCUUUGAUUCCCAAACAUUACAGGGCACUUGAAGAUUGCCGAUUUUGGGCUCUCCAAACUCUUAGAAAAAGAAGGACGAGGACGGCAUGGACGACCCCUCACCACAGAUUCCCGUCAGGUUCGUUGGAAAAGAGAUUGAUUAAAAAAUCACGCUGAAACUAGAUGGAUGGCGCCGGAGUCCCUGAGAAGGCCGAUGAAGUUCUCCAGGAGCAGCGACUCGUGGGCGUUUCGGGGUUCUGAUCUACGAGGUGAUAUCGAUCGAGUUUCAAUCGAUAAUUGAGUGAGAUUCUAGAUCUUUCAAUGAAGGGGAUAAAGCCUUGGCCGAACGAUCCAGCGAAAAAAGUGGCAACCAACAUCCGGAAGGGGAACAUGCCGCCGAUGCCAGAGAGGACGCCGUCGGAGGUCAAGGAUAUCGUCGACAAGCUCUGGUUUGUUUUAUUCGUCCGGACCAAUGGUGAGAAGUUUCAAAAACCUAGUAAAGUUAGUGAGUUCUGGAGAGAGGAUAGAGUGAUAAAGCUGAGGAAAACAGUGUAAAAUCACUCUUGAGUGUGUUUUGAAGUUUUUCAACAGGAAAUGGGGUGUUCUCAAACAAAAUUGACCUCGUAUAGUCCAUUAGAAUGACGAGGCGUCAAAAUGCAAGGGCCUUUCGAAGAAAAAGUCACUACGCUGUUACUAUCGGGUUGGUAGGGGCUGGUUAGGUUUUUUGGAAAGCCGAAGACUUGUUUUACAAGAAAAAAAGGUUUCUGAUUGAAAAUUGACGUUUCUCUUUUCGAAUCUCAAGAGAAAAAUUUCGAUUUUUUCGAUUUUCGGUUUUUUGCUCACAAAACUUGUCUGACUCGAGCAAACCAGUUUUAUCUCUGGAAUUAAGUUAAUGCAUAGUUGUUUGAAGUCUGUGCAAAAUUUCAAGUGAUUUGAGCCUUUUUUUAGAAAAGUUAUGCUCGAACAACCACUUUGAGAAGAAAUGAUCCUUUUGGGGUGAAAAAGGCCCCUUUUUUGCUGCCUUUUUGCGCCAUCUUAUCGGCUCUCAUGGACCAUUUUUGCUGGCUCUUCCUUAUUCCACCGUUUCUCGACCUCAUAAAAAGUGGAAGGCUCGAUGAAGGAAUUCACUUUGCUUCUUUUUGCAACAUUUUUCGAGCCUCUCUUCUACCCACCAUUCCAACUUUGCCCGAGGUUGAAAAAAGUUCAUUUUGCUUUUUAGUGGGUUUAGUGAGCCUUAGAAGAGCCGAAGAUCUUUUUCUUCGACUUAACUUGACUGAGAGGUACUCUAAAUCAUCCUGAUCCCAAUAAAGUCAAAAAGGCGCAUUUUCAAGUUUAGAUGACGCUUCAAAGAGGCCUUUUUUGACGAAGCGGCUGAAAAUGGGCCUUUUUUCAGCCCCUGAUUUAUGAUUAAACCUAGGCCGACAUUUUUUUUUUUUGCCGAAAAUGGAGAUUUUUAAGCCUCUGACUGAAUAUUAAUGAAACUUUGCAGAGAGAUCGUUUCGGGCCUCCUGAUUCUAGAAGAAAUGUCUUGCAUUCGCUUCAAAAACCCCUCAAAUAUUGAUUUUCCAUGAUCUUACGAAAUCACAUUGGAGUUCCAAAAAAACUUUCACAUGCUCCGGAAUCAGGAGGUCCAAAAGUACACUUCAGCAAAGUUUCAAUCAGAAAGCUGGUUCUUUUCACCUCGCCCUCAAUAACAUUGUUCGGAGACUCGAACGAGAGCACAGAAACUCUGCGGAGAGGCCAGACGACGAGACGUCCAGCGUCGAGUCGGGCGCAACUUUUGCAGGGGGUAUAUAUACGCGAGAGUCGGCGGCGGUCGGCGGGGGGCUUGCCCCCCAAAACCCCACAAUGAAAAAAAAGCCUUCAACCUGUGAGGCCUAGGUCCGGAUCCGCCGUUUCUGAGUCGGUGUGGCCGCUGCGGUGGCCCCCGGCGCGGUGAGCCUAACAUGACCUGGCCCGCAGAGGGGUUUUGCCAUUUUUGGAUGAAAAAGCGUUUUGUAUUUUUUUUUUGGGUCUAAAAUGAAUUUUCAAGGGAUCGUUUUGAAGAAUAGCGAAGAAAGAUUUAUCAAAAAUGACCUGGCUCACCAAAGAGUCUUGCCAAUUUUUGAAGGAUGUUAGUGGUUUUUUGCAUGUUUUCAAGUCGAACAAGUGAACUUUUUCAAGCCCCUGGUUGAAAUUCACUUAAGGAUUCCUAAGUCCCGAAAAAAAUUUCACGCAAUAGAUUUUUUUUUUUUCCGAGCCUUUGAUAUUCGCAAAGAACACAAAUGAGAGUUUUUAGAAGUUUGAAGAGCCUAAAACACUGAAUGAGCUGCUCAAAGUUUGAAUUUCGUAGCUUCACUGCUUUUUUUUUCAGAAUCAGGAGGCCCUAAAUUUUCUUUUCGGCCAUGUUUCAGCAAAAGUUCUAUCGAAUAACAGUGCCUGAAAGACGCCAAAAAUACUUUUGACCUUAAAAACCAUUCAAAAUAAGUGUUCAAGUAGCUCCUUUAGUGUUUUAGGCCCUUAACUAAAUUUCACUAGUUAGAAAAAGUCACAAAAAAUUUUCGGAAAAGAAGACGAAAACUGUAGUUUGACCUCUAAUGAGGACGAACUCGGACAUUGGUAACGCGAAACGGACGUUUCUGGGCGAUUCUAGGGAUCACUUAAGAGAUCUGAGGCUACUAAAGUGAUCACUAGAAAUGCCCCGACAUGUACGGAGCACGUCUGUUCCGCUCUGGACGUUUUUAGGGAUCACUUAAGAGUUCUGAGGCCACUAAAGUGGUCACUAUAAAUGCCCCGACACGUCCGAUUCGCGUUACCAAGGUCCGAGAAGACUGAAUUCAUGUUGAAUGAAAAAUUGAGAGUAAGUGGUACUUGAGGGUCUCUCACUACCAAAAUCCAUAAGAUGGUAUUUUUAUAAUUUCAGGGUCGUCGAAUCGAAUAAGCGGACGAACAUGAAAGACGUUUGUCAGAAGGUUUUCAUUUUUUUUGCUUUUUCAAAAGUGCAAAUAUACCUUUUCCAGGUGUGGAGACUCAUGAAGAGGUACCCGCCACCCAAGGCUAAAUCGUUCACCCUGAACAAGAUCCCCGGUGUCAAUCGUCAAGUCGCGAUACGCGUUCGUUUUUCAAAGAAUUUAUGAAGGGUCGGAGAGCGUGGAAAAAGUGGAGGCGCCCAGACAUUUUGAUUUUAUCUGACUGUCUGGGUGCCUCCGCGUUUCUCACACUGUCUAGCCCUCGAUCAGGGGAGUAUGAAGAACUGGGAGUCUCCAACAAAAAAUAAAAAAUAAAAAGAUGGUCUGAGCCUGCGAAAAAAUUUCUAGUUUUUGAGAAUGGUUGAGAUUGAGAAGGUCAUUUUAUUUUGGAAAUUUCUCUGAAAAUUGGCCAGGUGUACUAGAUAAAGGUGCUAGAAGCCUCGACCUGCACAGGCGCCUAAUUUUCGGGAGAAAUUGAAAAAAUAGCCUUGUCAAUUCCUAGGUAGGAUAAUAAAAGAGGUCCGUUCUCGAAAAGUGGGAAUUUGUGCAGGUUCAGACCCCUUCCGGAUCUUUACCUGCUACACUGAAGAUGGUGUCUGACCAAUUUUCAGGAACUUUUCCGAAAUUAAAUGAUCUUUGAAAUUUCAGUCCGACUCGAGCGAACCGGAGAGAACACGAAGCACAUCCCGGUUCUCUAGAGAAACUAAGAGGACUAGGAAAAGCAGGAGUUAUACGAGACAUCGGACGGUUAGUAUACCCGAUUCACGGCUAACUUGGGACACUGAGGGGGCGUGGCGUGUCUGCGCUCUCCCCCAACCAGGCACUAUCUCUUCUGUUAUCGUUUCGGGACCUUUUUUGAUGGCUCAAGCCAGCUGUGAAUCAGAAAUCAGAAUCAUGUCGGCCUUGACUAUUUUGGAGAAAAAAGGACGGAAUUGGAAUACAGUAAUCCACACGAAUUUUUGUUACUGGUUACUGUAAAUUUUUUGAAAAAUUCAGAGCACCGUGUCCCAGAAAAAAGUCUGACUUUUUUGGAUUUCAAAUUUUUUUUUCGCGCCAAAAGCCGACCGUAACAAGCUCUACGGUAUCUACAGUAUCUAGAAAAUUCAAUUAUUCAACUCCCAUGUAGGUAAAGCCCUAGAUUGAAUUCAAAAAACAAAGACAUUUUGGCGCCAAUUCAAAAAUCACAGAAAAAUCCCUGACUUUCGGGAAAUUUUUUGAUGUAAAAACUGAUUAAUUUAGUCCGUUUUUCACAACUUGAAACUGCUAUUUUUCUCUGCGUCCUCCUGGCCUCUCAAUGCUAUUUUCCUUUUUCUCUGACCUAACCGGCGAGGGAACAGAGAGACGCAGACACGCGAAAAUUUUCAAGUCGCGAUGAAUGGACUAAAAUAGGAAGGGCGUGAAUUUCAGCAGAAAACUUAGGAAAUCUAUAGUUUUUCAAGGCGAGGAAAAAGGACCAUUACCUACUGUUCUAGGAUGAAAAGUUGAAGUAAUUAAGUUUUUUUUCCAGGAAACCUCAGUGCAGGAUGAUAUUGACGAUCAAACGGACACCAACCGUGACUCGGUCGACAACGAGGGAAGGUCAGUGGGCACAAUUGAAGAGACCGAACGCCGUAAAGAUAGGUUAGGCCAGGCUUUUUUUUUUGUAAUUAUCUUAGGUACUGCUCACUAGAUAGGCUAGGCUAGGCUUCUUACUAGGGAACUACUCGGACUCGGGUACGCGUUUCGAGUUGAAACUUUUGUGGCUAUUAGACCCGGGUAAGAGUACUUAGAAACAAGAGAAAUUAUCUGCUAAACCCCAUAGGUUUCGGAGAAAAAUCCUUUUGAAAAUGAACAGUAUAGGCUUGAAAUUUAUCAAAUCUUCUCUUUCCUCCUUCUUUUGGCGGGAAAAAAGUUUUUUAGAGUUUAUCAUAGCCGGAUCCUUCAAGGCGAUUGUAUUAAACUAGAAAAUAAGGUAAAAAACAGUAUUCUGAAAAUUUUCAGGCCUAAUUUUCACAUUUUCUACUGAUUUUUUCUCAGUUCUCUAUCGGGUUUAGCAGAUAUUCUCUCUUGUUUUCAAGUAUUCUCACUUAGGUCUAUAAACCACGAAAGUUUCAACUCGAUAUGCGUACCCGAGUCCGAGUAGUUCCCUAGUUAGUUCAUCCAACCCCACUGAGAAGCUUACUUUUUCUGCUCCUAUGCUUUGAAAAAAUAAAUCUUCAAAAAAAAACCGCGGGUGUCGUUUCAAAUUUUCCGAUCCAAAAAAGGCAGAUUCAAAAAGCGACGCCGGCUGUCGCCAUUUCGAAAAUACUAAUGAUUUUUUUUCACAGAUCGAUUUGCCGAUCGACGGAGGAGCAGGAAAAAACGGUGCAGCCGAGUCGACGCAGUGCUCAUUGA